AACAUGGCCGCGUACACCCCUUGUUGGCUGGAGCUAUACUAGCUUGCUAAAUGAGUUUAAAUAAGACAGAGCGUGAAAUUUGACUGAUUCAAAUUAUUUAUAUUGACUUUUAUAAAUCCAGAUCACAGAGAUUUAUUUACACAAAAAACGUUUGCAAAACUGGCUUAGUAGCUAACGUUAACGAUAUUGAAUUUGUACAUGGUUAGCCAAGCUAAUUAUGCUAUGCUAGCUUUAGAACAACCAUAACAAACAGUCAUGCUAGCUAGCUAAAUUAUUUAAAUAUACAUAUAUUGAGGGAAGUUGUUUGGGUUUCUAACAGCAAGACAGGCUGGACUUGACGACACACUUUGCCUGAGACGGGCAGGGUCAACAGUGAGGAGGAAAGUUGGCCAAAUCAUCAUCCCAUCUGGGAACACUAUUCUAUUGUUUCUCUGAUGGAUUCACUUUUAUACGUCCAGUCGGUAUGUCCACAGGUUCAGUGUGCAGUGGUACCCGUACGACACGGGCAUAAUUGUGUCCAGCUCCUUCGACAAAACCAUGAAGGCCUGGGACACAGACACUAAAAGCCCAAUGAAGUGUUCCAGUUUGAAGGGAACGUCUACUGCCACCACAUGUCCCCCAUCUCUAGGAAACACAGCCUCAUUGCAGUAUACCUCUGUUCUGAUGCAAGGCCUGCAGCAAUGAUCCUCUCCACGGAUUGUGAAAGCUGUUAGCAUGACGGCUGAUUGUGAAACAGCGGUGUGUGGGUACCAAAGACCAGAAACUACCGCUCUGUGAUCUGAAGUCUGGCUCAUGCAUCUAGGUUCUGCAGGGACGGCUACAGGAGCUCAGAGAGACAUGGAGUUCAGGGAUCUAACGGCCAGGGCCGGACUCUGGUAUGAAAACUUCAUGAAGAAUGCAGACCCCAGGACAGAAGACUGGUUUCUCAUGUCGUCGCCGCUCCCCCAAACCAUAAUAAUCGUGGCGUACAUCUACUUUGUCACCCGGCUGGGGCCCAGACUCAUGGAGAACCGCAAGGCCUUCCACCUCAAAGAAGUUCUCAUUUUCUACAACUUCAGCGUGGUCGCCUUGUCCCUCUACAUGUGCUAUGAGUAUGUGAUGUCGGGCUGGGGGACGGGCUACACAUUCCACUGUGACCUAGUGGACUACUCGGACUCGCCGCAGGCAGUGAGGAUGGCUGGGACGUGUUGGCUCUACUACUUCUCAAAGUUCAUAGAGAUGUUGGACACAAUCUUCUUUGUUCUGAGGAAGAAGAACAGUCAGAUUACGUUCCUCCAUGUCUACCAUCACUCUAUCAUGCCCUUUACCUGGUGGUUUGGGGUCCGGUUCGCUGCAGGUGGCCAGGGGACAUUCCAUGCCCUGUUGAACUGUGUGGUCCAUGUCAUCAUGUACUCCUACUACAGCCUGUCUGCCCUGGGCCCCGCCUACCAGAAGUACCUCUGGUGGAAGAAGUACCUCACCACUAUUCAGCUGAUCCAGUUUGUGAUCGUUACCACCCACAUCUGGCAGUACUUCUUCAUGAAGGACUGUCCCUACCAGUUCCCCAUCUUCAUCUACAUCAUUGGCCUCUAUGGCCUGGUCUUCCUCCUCCUCUUCCUCAACUUCUGGUACCACGCCUACACCAAGGGAAAGAGGCUUCCCAAGGUACUUCAGGCCAAAACCUGGGCCCACCCCUACAACAAAACCAACGGCGAAAUAACCAAUGGGAAUGGUUUCCACUGUGACAAGGAUAAGUGACAGGAGAUCAAUCAAUCAGGCUCACGAUCAAGGGUCGAUCUCAUUUGAAUAUGAGCCUAUUCAUGAACUGAAAUUAGACAUGGAAUUUAGAGUACUGAGGUGUAUUCACUAGGAACCAAACGGAUAGGUACCUACCUGAAUUUGUCUAAUAGAAACUGUCUUUUUCCAUUGCAACAUUUUGUUGGACUAAUGAUUACAUCCCAGGUUAGGUAUGCAGGAGUUUUGUUUUCCAGUAUAAAAGUCACUGCACUAUUGAACUGAAAGAGAAUUGACCCCUCACCUCUGGACCUUCUGAUAUUUUCUUUUCUCUCUGCUACAGCAAUCUCUCAGAGUUAUGACCCAAAGCUCUACUGGACUUUUUGUAUUAGAUAUUUUAAAGUUUUAUACCUGUGCUUUUCUUUCCUGUUCAGGGUGAAAGCACAAGUUGAGUGUUUUUUUUUAAAUAUUUUUUUAUUUUAUAAAUAGAUUGUAUUUGUUAGACGUGUGUUAGGUUAGCCAAUGUUGGGGCACUUCAGUAGCUUUGUCCCACCAGCCCAAAUGACCUCUGCUGUUUAGAGUUGGUGCUGAACCUCUCUAGCUUUGGCUGUAGAAUUCAGCUUUAUAAUGUGACCUUGCUUUCAGCUGGUUUCUAUAUUUCAAUACCUGUACUUUUUUAUAAUUUUAAUACAUUGUCUGUGCAUUUAAUUGUAAACAUUUGAUAUAUUCUGCUACUGAAAGUCUAGCAGGAUUUUGUCUGAGUAUGUGAGCCAUCUUCCAUAGUUGAGGCCUGAUGUAUUUCCUGGGUCUGGUCACAUGGCUGGGAAAAACUCUGGGCCCUACCCAUAGUACACCUGUAAUGGUGGAAGGAUACAGCAUAACCAUUUUGCCAGUAAGAACCGAUGUUUACAUGUAUACUGAGUGGAGUGUAUUGGUGUUGACACCACCCCCCCCCUUUUCAUAAAUUCCGCACCCAUUUCUCUCUGGUUUGAGUCACAGCCUCUACUGGUGCUGAGAAACUUUGGAUGCCAACCUGCUCGUACUGUUAAAGAGCUGUAGGCCUACUUGAAUCUCAUUGAAAUCUGUCUGUAUUAUGUCCAACAGAAGUGACGGUGUGACAUUUGAAGCCAGAGAGAAAAGCGUGGCACUGUUCUUGCAGUAACUGGAGCAGAGUGCACAUUUCGCUUUAGCUCUGUCGCAAGCAAAGAACGACACAUUUAAAAAAAAAACUGUAGCCAUUGUUUACCACUGCAUGCAUAUACGUUUUAUAUCCACUCUUCCAAAUUGAGUUCAGUCCUGAUGCCAUGCUUAUGACAGUUAGUAUGCUUUCUCACUGGGUGUGUUCACAUUUGGUUUUUCGCCUCCGAGCUCUGCUCAACAGGUGAUUGAGGACACAGCAUUAGCUAAGUGUAGGAUGGGCCUCCACAGGUGUAGUAAAACCCCAGUGCCUUGGGUGUAGGCUGAGUCCAAUAAGCAACAGCGAUCUAGCUGAUUUUAAAUGUAUUUGCUGAUGUUAGUUCUAGUGUGAGCGUGUUAUCCACAUGGGUUACUGUUCAGUGCCUUUGUCAAAGCCCCUCCAGCUCCACGUUGUAGUUAUGAGUGUCCUCCAGACGUGUCGCUAAUUCCGUAUAAAAACAGUAAUGUGUAAAGUAAUUAUUUUUGUAUUUAUAUAAAAAUAAUGCUGUUUUAUACAUCA
Salmo salar (Atlantic salmon) is the source of this 3409-nucleotide messenger RNA. RefSeq names its product very long chain fatty acid elongase 7. The record is from RefSeq and is a predicted model, not a curated record. Gene Ontology annotation, biological process: sphingolipid biosynthetic process; very long-chain fatty acid biosynthetic process; fatty acid elongation, monounsaturated fatty acid. Gene Ontology annotation, cellular component: endoplasmic reticulum membrane; endoplasmic reticulum. NCBI's taxonomy places the organism in Eukaryota, Metazoa, Chordata, Actinopteri, Salmoniformes, Salmonidae. Gene Ontology annotation, molecular function: fatty acid elongase activity.